CCCGACGCGAUUCCUUCCUCUCCGCUUCCUGGGACGACUCUGUUAAACUGUGGACACUCGACCGCCCCACCUCUAUUCGUACAUUCCAACUUCCAAGAGCACGCCUAUUUUGUGUACUCCGUUGCAUGGAAUCCCAAGCAGGCCGAUGUUUUUGCCUCCGCGUCCGGUGAUUGCACCGUUAGGAUAUAGGAUGUGAGAGAACCAGGAUCCACAAUGAUUAUUCCUGGCCAUGGGCAUGAAAUCCUAGCUUGUGAUUGGAACAAAUAUGAUGAUUGUUUGAUUGCCAGCGCAAGUGUUGAUAAGAGUAUCAAAGUGUGGGAUGUGAGGAACUACAGGGUUCCAUUGACUGUGCUUAAUGGGCACGGCUAUGCUGUUAGGAAAAUAAAGUUCUCCCCCCACGGGAGAAAUUUGAUUGUGUCUUGCUCCUAUGAUAUGACUGUGUCUUUGUGGGAUUUUAUGAUUGAGGAUGCAGUUGUUGGGAGUUAUGAUCACCACACAGAGUUUGCAGUUGGGGUGGAUAUGAGUGUGCUUGUUGAAGGGCUUAUGGCAAGUACAGGGUGGGAUGAGCUCGUUUAUGUUUGGCAGCAGGGGAUGGACCCAAGAGCAGCGUAAAGAGGGAAGCUUUUCUACAUUUUUUUAUUUUGUCAUACUUAAUUUUCAUAAAUGUGAAUGAGUACUGGCAUGUUUGAUAGGGUCAAACUGAUGAGUGAUUGCUUGGGAGAUUGAAAAAGGCCAUGGUGUUGCUCUUGUUGUUGAUAGUGAUUUUAAUUUUGCUAUAGCAAUCACAUGCCUUUUGCAUUGCAGUUCUCAAUGAAUAACUUCAUGUAUGAAUUAUGAUCCCCUUUAUAUCAGUUUUUGUUAGUGAAGGAGGUUUUAUAUUUGGGCUGGAGAGUUGUGUAAGAACAUCAGUCAAGGAAACAGCCUUUCCCUCUCUUUGGGUACACCAUAAAACAUUCAAUGUUCACAGUGAUCGUGAAGAAGGCUAAGACAACAUGGGAAUAGAAAUUUGAAUCCAAUUGAUACUAUCAUGGCUAAUUAAUCCACAGUUGAGAAUGAGUUCUGUUCCAAAUUGAGACCCAUUGCAUGACAGCACCUUAAACUGUUGCAAGUAAGUCUUUGUUGAUUGUAUGAUAACUUCAACAGGUCUGAAAUUCAGGAUAAGAUUUUGCUGGAUUUUGUCUCAUUUGCUUGUGCCCUGAAUUUCAAGGGCUGAGAAGUUUCUUAAGCCGUAAGUGUACCAAGUCAGAACCUGUUGGUCUUGCUGCCUGAGUGAUUCCAUUUUGGAAAGUGUUUUGCAAUUGUUGAUGCAUGGCUCAGAGGUACAUGGAUAGCUUCGUAGAUGGCCUUAGAUCUUCUGGUGUUCUGACUGAUAGAAGCAUUAGGAUAGAUGUGGUUGUUUCUUCUAUGAGUUGUGAUAUGUAAGGAAACCAUAACAUGGAAACUGGUAAUCUUUUCUGCAUCUAUUGUUCCUAUAUUACUUUGCGGCAAAAGCCUAUUUUUGGUCCUUUACCUUACUAGAUUUGUAGAUUUUAGUCCCUCACAUUAUAUUAUGACA
Rubroshorea leprosula is the source of this 1555-nucleotide messenger RNA. Lineage: Eukaryota; Viridiplantae; Streptophyta; Magnoliopsida; Malvales; Dipterocarpaceae. The record is from the annotation of a GenBank genome assembly.